AUGUAAUAGGAAGAUCUCACGCCGUGGCUAAUUUAAAUGUUACAACCAUAUUCCUCCAUCUUUGAGACUAUGUACUCGGUUGGAUUUAAAAUAUUUGACACAAUUAUCUUGAAAUAAGGAGAACCUAAAUAAUGGUUCUACAUGGAUGAUAAACAUUGUAUUAAAACACAUGAUGACGAAUGGUUGAAAUGGAGAGUUUUUGGGACUUAUUGUAGGGCCAAGAAUGUAAAUAGACUAAGUGAAUUUAUAUAAUCUGACAACUUGGAUUAAGUGCAAUUGCAGGCUCCAUGUAGUUGUGAGGAAUUACAAACUACAUGCAAAUGCUACAUAUUCCAUUUUGAAUAGAAAUUAGCAUAAGGACGUAUUUAUAGGGCAGUUUCAUAAGAAGUAGCUAAUGAACUUUUUAAAAAUCCCAAUGAGAAAUCAGAAAUCAUUACGAAUUGGACUAAAAUUAUUGGUUGUGGAGUAACAAAAUCACCUAAACAUAUAUUUUAAGUAACAGUUUUGAAAGAACAAAUUGAUGAUCAACCUAAAUUUAGAGUCAAUAGGAAGAGGUUUGCCUAAACUCCCUUAUAAAAGGAGGAAUUCUCUAAACAAGAAAAUAUAGUCAAAAAGCCAGUCUAACUAAAGGAAGAAUAUGAUAAAUCUUUGGCAGCAUAAUAGAAUACCAAAUGUGAGCAUUUUGCUUUUAGUUUGCUUAGAUUCUUGGAAGGGAGACUCUAAAGAUCAAUCUAACUACUCCAAGUAGAGUUUUUUAUGACUGAAGGGGAUCUAUAAAUAUAUUUGACUGGCUUAGAUAAUAUUCAAUUUCAUUCUGAUGGAGAACCAGUUGAAAUAGCUACCUUAUAUCCUGUGAAACAAUAGGUGCAUAACUUUGAUAAGUGUGCUGGAUUGUAUUGUCAUUAUGCGACCAAUAAUAUUUUUUAUGAUGAAUUCGAUGAAUAAUUCUCGUUAUUCAUAAUGGCAGGAGAGAAAGAAACACAUAAGAAAAUUACAUAUAAAUCAAUAUUCUUGGAUAUGAUUGAGAGAUUUAAAACCAUUAAAAUGUUGGAACCAUAUCUCAAUAAGCCACCGACUGAAUAAUUGAUAUUCAAAUUAAGGAUAUAUUAUUCAUUGGGAGAUAUUACAAAUAGUGCUUAUUUUAAGCAUUUGAAGAUUUCCAAUUUCUAUAAAUAGGAAACUGUUUGUUAGUUUUGUUUUCAUGUUUAUAAUAAAAUAGAUUCAUUGAGAAAUCAAUAUUUAAAAAAUAAGAGAACGAUACUCAAUUCAUAAUAAAUUGAAGCAGAAGUCUCCAAAUUUAUGAGUUAAAAUUAUGCUUAGAAGGAAGCUAAAGUUUAAAUGAGAUUUCAUAAUAAAUUCUUUGAUAAACUCAAAUAAUUCGAUACAGAUUAACUAAAAUUCUUUUAGGAAUUUACAUUGACUAGUGUUCAAGAUGACAAAUACUUUUUAAAAAGAGGGAAGUUAACGAGAUCACUUUAAUAACAUCAAUAGGCUGGAUUUUAAUUGCCUACUAUCAUAAAGGUUUAGGUGAAUGAUAAAGAUAAUAUGAUAAAGAAGACUAAGUAUUUGAUUCCGAAAGAGUAAGCUGAAUCAUUGGGUUUGAAGCAUUAUUUGGGUCACGCUAAGAAUUUACCAUUUAGUGAUUAAGGUUUGGCCAUUAGUAAAAGUUCACUUGAGCUCAAUAAGCUUCAAGAUAAGAUAAGGGAAAUAUAGAUGAUAAAAGAGAGAAUGGAUUUAGAGAAAAUUAAAAGAGUGAGAGAGGAUAUCUAAGUGAUUAUGUGCACAUAUUAUGGGAAAGGAAAGGAAGAGAAGGACCGUUUGAUGGAUUUUGUCGAGACUCUCAAGAAAAGAGAAAUGUAAUUGGAAGCUUUGGAGGAUACAUCUGAAUAGAUAAGAUCUCCUGCAAUCCAAAUUGUAACUGACAAGAAUGACUUUUUAUCCGAAAAUUAAAGGAAGAUCAAAUAAGACAAGGAGAAAAAAGAAUAAGAGAUAUUGUAGACCAAGAAAGACUUUUUAGAAGUAAAUAGCGAUCUAGCCUUUUCUGUAUUUAGAAGAGAUUAUGUAUCUGAACGCAAUAGUGAAUAUUGA
Molecule: messenger RNA, 2088 nt
Organism: Paramecium tetraurelia
Lineage: Eukaryota; Ciliophora; Oligohymenophorea; Peniculida; Parameciidae
Exons: 6
Source: RefSeq, a predicted model, not a curated record